Cooperia oncophora is the source of this 1623-nucleotide messenger RNA. Lineage: Eukaryota; Metazoa; Nematoda; Chromadorea; Rhabditida; Trichostrongylidae. The record is from the annotation of a GenBank genome assembly.
AUGACGGAUGGUUUUGUGAAAGGUCUCCUUGCGUCAAAGUCGCAAAGCUCUUCGCCUCCAAAGAAAUCGAAUACACUCACUCGUUUUUACAUAUUUUUGGCAGCGUGCAUAUUUCUCGGAUAUUUGACAGGCGCUAUUCGUGUUCGAAUAGGCGAUCGCCAGUUCGGUUCCCUCUUCUUCUCCAACACGCAGGAAGUGAAACCAGAAGACGUUCAAGUCACAUUCGAUGAUGUUCGAGGAAUGGACGAAGCCAAACAAGAGGUGGAAGAAAUCGUUGACUACCUUCGUGAUCCUGAGAAGUAUUCUCGUCUUGGUGGCCGUCUACCCAAAGGCGUGCUGCUGGUGGGACCUCCAGGAACCGGCAAAACGCUUCUCGCGAGAGCCAUUGCUGGCGAAGCGCAGGUGCCAUUCUUUCACACAUCCGGGUCAGAAUUUGACGAAGUUUUGGUCGGUCAAGGAGCUCGCAGAGUGCGAGAUUUGUUCGACAAAGCUAAAGCAAGGGCACCAUGCAUAAUCUUUAUCGAUGAGAUUGACAGCGUUGGAUCAAAGCGAGUCUCAAACAGCAUUCAUCCAUAUGCCAACCAAACGAUCAACCAAUUACUGAGUGAAAUGGAUGGAUUUAACAGGAACGAAGGUGUUAUAGUGAUUGCAGCGACAAAUCGCGUGGAUGAUUUGGACAAGGCUCUUCUCCGUCCAGGCCGUUUUGACGUUCGAGUAACUGUUCCGAAGCCUGAUCUUGCUGGUCGGAUAGAUAUUUUUAACUUUUACCUCGGAAAGAUAGUACACUCUCCUCUAGUCGAUUCUAAGACAUUAGCAAAGGGUUCUACGGGCUUCACUGGUGCUGACAUAGAAAACAUGGUAAAUCAAGCUGCAUUGAAGGCUGCCACGGUAGCAGCACCGGAGGUCACAAUGGCCCAUCUGGACGAGGCGAGAGAUAGAGUGCUCAUGGGCCCAGCUCGUACUGGAGGGAGAAUACCCGAUGAGGAAGCGAAUAGAAAUACCGCUUUUCAUGAAGCUGGGCACACUCUUGUUUCUCUCUACACAAAACAUGCUACUCCUCUUCACAAGGUCACCAUUAUUCCUCGCGGUACGUCACUUGGACACACUGCUAUGUUACCCGAAAAAGACGAAUAUCAGAUGACGAAGGGCCAAAUACUCGCAGCUCUAGACGUUAUGAUGGGAGGAAGAGUUGCAGAGGAACUCAUUUUUGGAGACGAUAUGGUAACGACUGGUGCAGCCGAUGAUUUGAAGAAAGCGUCACAGUUGGCUGUGCAAAUGGUUGGACUACGAGAUUUCACUGCUGAGGAUUCGUCAACGUCAGCUUUGAUCAAAAUGAGUGAUUUGAGUCCUCAAACGGCAGAAGCGAUCGACCGAGAAAUCAACCAAGUUUUAGCAGACAGCUAUCAACGAGCAAAAGAAAUUCUAGUGAAGCAUCGGAAAGAACAUCAGCUAUUGGCUGAAGCACUGUUGGAAUACGAAACGCUUUCAGCGGAAGAGGUCAGGCAAGUCAUAUCGGGGAAGAAGAUAAAGCGUGCAACUCCAGCAGAAAUGAAAAGAACCAAUGACGGUAUCCAUCGCAACCCUCUCGUUCGUAUCCAUGUCUUCGAAGAAGGGAAGAAUUAA